UCUCUCUCUCUCUCUCUCUCAAAAGCAAAAAAAGAAAGAAAUUCGAAAAAAAAUAAGAAAUGGAGCCUCCGUCCUCGGAAUCCCAGGAAAACCAUCAUCAGCAACAACAGCAGCAGCACCAAAACGUUGUCGUAAUGCGUCACGGAAACCGCAAGGACAACUUCGAGCCAUUGUGGGUGACCACACCUGAGAGGCCGUGGGACCCACUUCUCGUCGAGGAGGGUCGGAUCCGGGCCUUUUGCCCCGGUCGGAAGAUCCGAAAUCAAUUCGGGUUCCCUAUCCACCGGGUCUUCGUGUCCCCUUUCCUCCGCCGCGUCGAGACCGCAUCUCAAGUCGUCUCUGCUCUUAGUGCCCUUCACGGUGAUCCCAACAACCUCACUGUCGACAACGUCACCAUCGAUCCCUCCAAACUCAAGGUCUCUAUUGAGUAUGGAUUGUGUGAGAUGCUAAACACUGAAGCAAUCAGACCUGGUUUGGCUCCUAAAGAUGGAAACUGGGGCUUCAAUAUCUCAGAGCUUGAAGGAAAGUUUUCUGCUGGGACGUGGGACAAUACUAUGAAAUUAAUGUUUGAGGAAGAUUUCCAUUCGAUCAAAGCACUCCAUCAACCUUUCGCCUUUCUCAUCACACUGCUUGCUGCCUUAGUUGGACUGCACUUUCAAACCAAGAAGUUGUCCCCAGUUGAAACACAUUUUGCAAAGAUCGUGCUUCUCGUCAUGGCUGCAGUGGUACACAGCAUUGCAUUUGCGUGGAUAACUGUACAACCUCGUAACUCAAAGUACCUUCCCCUAUUGCGCCUCGCUAGUCUGGGUUCUGGAGUUCUCACUUGUGGCCUACUUUUUGGACUACUCAUUUCUAACUUAUGGUGGUGCAUAGUUAAUUUAUGCAUAAUCCUAGUUGUAAUUGUUGAGAUAUUGCGUCGCUGGCACCAACCAAUUUACGAGUAUCUAUACCACGCAACUAAUCUAGUGCUCGCAUCUGUAAAGGCACUAACACAAGCUGAGGCAAAGGUUCAAGCACAAGACAGUAAGGCUGAUGACAGAGCUACUGAAGCUGGUGAUAAAGCAGCUGGUAAACGACCUGUAGUAUAGUCAUAAUAGGCUAAACUGCAUGUAGCAUAAGUUAGCUAAGAAAGGGUAGAGUCUGUACACGUGUCAGUGAUCUAGGAUGGUUGAAUUAGAAUUUGUUACUUCAUCCCACAUUAUACGGGGAAGGAGUUAGGGUAUAUAUAUUUGGGGA
This is a messenger RNA of Quercus lobata, 1236 nucleotides long. RefSeq lists its product as uncharacterized. Bases 60 to 1088 code for a protein of 342 amino acids. The record is from RefSeq and is a predicted model, not a curated record. Lineage: Eukaryota; Viridiplantae; Streptophyta; Magnoliopsida; Fagales; Fagaceae. The transcript is spliced from 3 exons.